UCUCUCUCUCUCUCUCUCUCACUGGCAAACACACAAACACUCUCUCUCUCUCUCUCUCUCUCGCACAUAAUUACCAAUAUUGAGUGAUCAGUGAGUCUCACUCUAUUUUGGGACAACGAUAGCUCUCUGCUAUCACAGCCAUGGAUGAAGAAUACGAUGUUGUAGUGCUUGGGACAGGUCUCAAGGAAUGCAUUCUCAGUGGUCUACUCUCUGUUGAUGGACACAAAGUUCUGCACAUGGAUAGAAAUGAUUACUAUGGAGGAGAGUCCACCUCACUAAAUCUCAACCAGCUCUGGAAGCGAUUCAGGGGCAGUGACACACCUCCAGAACAUUUGGGCUCAAGCAGAGAUUACAACGUCGAUAUGAUCCCCAAGUUGGAAUUCUCAAACGUUAAAUGGGUUUCUGAAAUUUCAUACCAUAGGCCUACUGGGAAUUAUGCUGGGCACAAAGAUGGCAUAGGAUCACCAAGGUUGGAGAGUAAGAGACUUGAGGCAACCAAACUGGAGAGAGAGAGAGAGAGUAGCAGUGAGGGUAAAGCCUCGCAUAGGGAGAAUGACCUCUUAAAGGAGAUACACCAAACUGGUAUGUGGUAUAUCUCAGUGGAGGGAAUGACCUCCUUAUAUGGUAUAGUUUUAGCUGCCGAGCCACAAGUCCCUGGUGGAUAA
Messenger RNA from Camellia sinensis, 665 nucleotides. NCBI's taxonomy places the organism in Eukaryota, Viridiplantae, Streptophyta, Magnoliopsida, Ericales, Theaceae. The record is from RefSeq and is a predicted model, not a curated record.